This is a messenger RNA of Cryptomeria japonica (Japanese cedar), 816 nucleotides long. RefSeq lists its product as uncharacterized. NCBI's taxonomy places the organism in Eukaryota, Viridiplantae, Streptophyta, Pinopsida, Cupressales, Cupressaceae. The coding region runs from base 1 to 816 and encodes 271 amino acids. Gene Ontology annotation, molecular function: nucleic acid binding; RNA-DNA hybrid ribonuclease activity. The record is from RefSeq and is a predicted model, not a curated record. The transcript has a single exon.
AUGUGGUUUGAAUGCAAAUGCCCAUCUGAUAAUCAGGCCUUAGCUGUUCUUUGGAAUUUAUCUCUUCCACAUAUUGCCUGGGGCAUCUGGAAAGAAAGAAACAAUAGAGUCUUUAGGGAUUUGGAAACUCCUGCUUUUGUUGUGGCUACUACAAUUCACAAUGCUAUCAAAGAGAACUUUCUCCACUCCUACCCCAGUAGAAAAUAUGACUCCCCCAUCCCUACUCUCUGGGAGGAUUCAGAUACUAUCAAUCGGUGGCAAAUUGAUUGGAAUAAUGCCAACCUAGUCUACAAAACCAACCAGUGCAGACAAAAUGUUAUAUGGCAUCCUCCCCCUAUAGGCUGGAUCAAAAUCAAUGUGGAAGGGGCAGCCAAAGGAAAUCCUGGGCCGGCCGGGUGUGGGAGAGUGGCUAAGAAUCACUUUGGUCUGCUGGUUUCCAUGAUGGCGCUCCCACUGGGCACCCAGACUAACCACUACACGGAAGCCAGUGCUGCCCACUUUGGGUUACACAUGGCUAAAAGAGAAGGCUUUACUAAAGUGUGGCUGGAGUCCGUUUCGAUAAACACUGUCAACUGCCUGAGUGGACGCACGGAUCCUAGCUGGAUAAUUGCCAGCUUGAUCAAGGACUGCCGAAAUAUAAUUAAUGAGCUGGCAGAUUUUAAAAUCUUGCACAUAUACCGGGAAGGCAAUAAGGUGGUGGAUCUACUAGCCAAUCUGGUAGUGGGAUACGUGGCAACCAACUGGUGGAGUAGCAGGGCUGCUUUCCCUGAAAAACUGUGGGAUUUGGCACAUAAUGUUUACUAUGUUAAUCAAUGA